GACACGAAGGAGAGAACGGAGCAGGUUCAGCUGAUGACCGAUAUCUACUGCAGGGCGCAGUCGGUCGCGAUUUGGCUAGGACCAGGAGCGGACGAUAAUGACAAGGCGCUGAAGUGUCUUGAAGAAGUUGCCGCAGAGAAUUUGACGAACGAACAGCUGUCUGAAGUUUUGAAGAUCCACGCCAAGCGCUCGAAACUGGAAUCGGAACUGUGUGGGCUGGAGGCUGUAGCCAGGUUGUUCGAACGCGAUUAUUGGGACAGACUGUGGGUCGUGCAAGAAGUC
This is a messenger RNA of Didymella exigua CBS 183.55, 282 nucleotides long. RefSeq lists its product as uncharacterized. The record is from RefSeq and is a predicted model, not a curated record. Lineage: Eukaryota; Fungi; Ascomycota; Dothideomycetes; Pleosporales; Didymellaceae. The transcript has a single exon. The annotation marks the transcript as partial.